This is a messenger RNA of Molossus molossus (Pallas's mastiff bat), 2165 nucleotides long. It is a transcript of the gene FDFT1, whose product is annotated as farnesyl-diphosphate farnesyltransferase 1. Gene Ontology annotation, cellular component: endoplasmic reticulum membrane. The record is from RefSeq and is a predicted model, not a curated record. The transcript has 8 exons. Lineage: Eukaryota; Metazoa; Chordata; Mammalia; Chiroptera; Molossidae. Gene Ontology annotation, molecular function: squalene synthase [NAD(P)H] activity. Bases 481 to 1680 code for a protein of 399 amino acids. Gene Ontology annotation, biological process: farnesyl diphosphate metabolic process; cholesterol biosynthetic process.
CCCACAGCCUGGGCAUGUGUCCUGACUUGGAAUUGAACAGGUGACCUCUUGGUGCUUUGCCCAUCGCUCAGCCACACUGAGCCACACCAGCCAGGCUUACUAAGAGUUCUUACUUGGAGCUUUCCUGAAGUUAUUUGCAAGUAUUUAUGUUAUUGUAAAUUUGUGUUUUGAGGGGAGGAGAAUGGUAUUCACUAUUAUCAGAUUUUCCCAGGGAUCUGUGACAUAAAACAAAUAAAUAGUCACUGCUUUACAAUCCAGGUUGUAUAGUCUCCUGAACACCUCUUGUGACAGAUAAUUCACUACCUCUGGAGACCACCCACUCCACCUCCAGAUAGUUCUGGUUUUUAGGUAGUGUUACCUUAAAGUGAACUGAACUUCUACUCUUUGUUCUCUCUCUGGAGCCAGAGAGUCUAAUCCUUGUUUUGUAAUACAGUACUUGAAGUGUUUUAAGAGAAGUCUCAUAUCUCCAAGAAUAGUGAUAUGCAAGCCAAAUGCUCUGUGUUCUUCCAGUCUAUCCAAAAAAAGGACUCGCUCAGCAGCGGCUUGAAAACUUGCUACAAGUAUCUGCAUCAGACCAGUCGCAGUUUCUCAGUUGUUAUCCAGGCGCUCGAUGAAGAAUUGCGCCAUGCAGUAUGCAUAUUUUACCUGAUUCUCCGAGCUCUGGACACUCUGGAAGAUGACAUGACCAUCAGUAUAGAAAAAAAGGUCCCACUGUUACACAACUUUCACUCUUACCUUUAUGAGCCUGACUGGCGGUUCAUGGAAAGCAAGGAGAAGGAUCGACAAGUGCUAGAGGACUUCCCAACGAUCUCCCUUGAGUUUAGAAAACUGGCUUUGAAAUAUCAAACAGUGAUUGCCAACAGUUCCCGGAAAAUGGGGUUUGGGAUGGCGGAGUUUUUGAAUAAGCAGGUGACAUCUGAAGAGGAGUGGGACAAGUAUUGUCACUAUGUUGCCGGGCUCGUGGGAAUUGGCCUUUCUCAGCUGUUCUCGGCCUCAGAGUUAGAAGACCCCGUAGUUGGUAAUGACUUAGAAUGCGCCAAUUCUAUGGGCCUGUUUUUGCAGAAAACAAACAUCAUUCGUGAUUAUCUGGACGAUCACAAAAGUGGAAGAGAGUUUUGGCCUCAAGAGGUUUGGAGCAAGUAUGUUAAGAAGUUGGGUGAUUUUGCUAAGCCAGAGAAUAUUGACUUGGCUGUGCAGUGUAUGAAUGAGCUUAUAACCAAUGCACUACGCCACAUUCCAGAUGUCAUCACCUACCUUUCUAGACUUAGAAACCAAAGUGUGUUUAACUUUUGCGCUAUUCCUCAGGUAAUGGCCAUUGCUACUUUGGCUACCUGUUAUAAUAAUCAGCAGGUGUUCAAAGGGGUAGUGAAGAUUCGAAAAGGACAAACAGUAACCCUAAUGAUGGAUGCCACCAACAUGCCAGCUGUCAAAGCUAUAAUAGACCAGUAUAUGGAAGAGAUCUAUCAUAGAAUCCCCGACUCAGACUCAUCUUCUAGUAAAACAAAGGAGACCAUCUCCACGAUUAGGGCACAGAAUCUUCCCAGUUGUCAGCUGAUCUCCCGAAGCCAGUACUCCCCCGUUUACCUGUCAUUUCUCAUGCUCUUGGCUGCCCUGAGCUGGCAGUAUGUGAGCACCCUGUCCCAGGUCACAGAAGACUAUGUCCAGACCGGAGAACACUGAUUUGUUUAUGGUGAAAUAGACUGACCUUCGGUCAAGGAUGAUUUUGGCUUCCCCCCUUUUUUCCCUUCCUGCUUUAAUCCUGUAAGAACUUUGUGGGCUUGGACCUCAAGAAACUAUGACAUGCAGCUGAGAAGAUAAACGAAGAUACUGUACCCUCAGCACCUGGUCUCUGAAGGCGGUGCUGGUCUGCACGUGGCAGCUGGUGGAGCACUCAGGCUGCAGGCCGCAAGUUGCUGCAUGUGGGACUGCUGGAGGCCCCGGCUGCAUCCGGCUGCGUAAUGAAAUGUAUUUAACUUGAAGCAGGCUUUGAACACCUAUCCUAGUAGAAAAGUGAAUUUUCUUUAUGUUUGUUUCCUGUUUUUCUCAUGAUAUUGUUUUCUUCGCUUGAUUUGAAUGUAGUAGCUGUGAAGUUGAUAGACCUAGGUAAUUUUUCUGUGUUUCCAAAGAAUGUGGACUGUCUUCUGCACAUAAAAGCUAUGAAUUAA